CCCCCUACCCGCAAAACCUGAAACGUGACAGGGUUACCGGAACAUUGUUUCCCCCAACUAGCUACAGUCCGUGCACAUUCACCGCCUGGACUGCGCAAAUCUGCACGCACAGCCCCAGAAAACCUCGUGUCAUGGCAUCUCCACUGAGGAGUCUCGUUUAUGAUGAUAAUCGGUACAACAAGGCCUUCCAUCUUUUUCUGGAGCGCUCCUCUGAACAUCAGUGUAUGAAGGACUUUAUACACAAUGUCCUACCGGACGUUUUGGCCAGCAUUGGAAACGGCAAGCCCCAUCUGAAUGUUAUUGGAGUUGGAAGUGGUGAUGGUCGCAUUGAUCUCGAGAUGUUCUCCGAGCUCCAUCAGAAGCACCCUGAGGCGAUGGUGGAUUACGAGGUUGUAGAACCAAGCAGUCAGCAGCUUCAUUGCUACAAAGUGUUGCUGUCGCAGAAGUCUGAUUUGGAUUACAUCAUAUUUAAGUGGAACAAGAUGACUGCCAUCGAGUUUGAGGAGCAAUGGAAGUUGAAGGAAAUAACAAAGAAGAUUGACUUCAUUCACAUGAUUCAGAUGCUCUACUAUGUCAACAAUGUCGAAGCCACCAUCACAUUCUUCCGGAGUCUCCUUGCCCCGAAUGGGAAGCUUCUCAUUAUUCUUGUGUCUGGCGAGAGUGGUUGGGGAAAGUUGUGGCAGACCUUCAGGGGUCAGAUCUGUGCCUGCGAAAUAGCUCAAUGUACGACCACAACAGACGUCAAAAGCAUCCUGGACGCGGGGGGGGUGCAAUACAAGAGCUACAUGCUGCCUUCUCAAAUGGAUAUCACCGAGUGUUUCACAGAGGGUGACGAGAGCGGAGAUCUGCUGCUUGACUUCCUCACCGAGGUGGAUCACUUCAGCCAAACGGCCUCGCCGCAACUCAAAGCGGAUGUCCUGAAGUUACUGCGAGACCCAGCUUGUUCUCGGGAGGCAGACGGAAAAGUUGUCUUCAAUAACAAUCUGGAGGUUGUUGUUGUUGAUUCACCCAGAUAAAAGUGAAUUGGAACUCAAUACACACGUGUAAAGCAAGCAAAAAUAAUUUUUUUAUUCCAGGUAGGUGAAGUGAUUUGAGCUCUGAGCCACUUAAGUUCCUUUUCAUCAUGUUUAAUAUUAAUUGUGCAUAAUUUUGUGCAAAAGAUAUAGAAAUUGUAAUCCUCUCUAAACUGUUUAUUAGGUCAUUUAGAGUGGAGCACAAUCCAUUCUGUCAAUCUGUGAUUUGUUCCACCUGUAAUGAAACGUUCUCUUUAGGAAAUGAUGCAAAUGGAACGUAUUUCUGAAACAUUUAUUUUGUGCAUGCAAUACUUUCUUUGGUCCCCCCCCCGCCUCAAUUGUUGCUGCUGUAGAUUGCAAAUUUCUCCGUUGUGGGACAAAAAAAAGUUGUCUUAUAUUAUCCAAUCCAGGGUCAAAGUGCUAUCAUAUAACAUUUGUCGACAACAUUUUAAAUAAUUAAUUUGAAUCGCAUUUACAUAUUCUUAUCUGUCAUACACAUACAAAAAUAGUAUAAAAAAUAAAUCACAAUAAGUCAUAACUUUUGAGUGAUGCAGUGUUCCAGUAUUAUCAACACAUUUACCCACCCCGCCCACUUUUUUUUGGUUGCCAUUGCUAGUAUGGCUCCCUCUUGUGCUGCAUGCAUGAAAGCCUUGGGUGAUAUGCAGAUGCCUCAAAAAUGUUGAUCAAAUUGCAAGUUGUAUGACAACUGUCGCAUUCAUUGUGUUAAGCACGCCUGCCUUACAGUGCUGUGUUUCAGGAUUUGAAUCGGCCUGUUCUCGUCAUGUUGUGUCACUUGAUAAAAUGUCGACUCUGACUUUGAUUAGUUGCACUGUUAAAACUUGUCAUUCAUUCAUUCAUUCGUCUUCCGAACCGCUCUAUCCUCGCUAGGGUAGCGGGGGGUGCUGGAGCCUAUCCCAGCUGUCCUCGGGCAGUAGGCGGGGGACACCCUGAACCGGUUGUCAAUGUUGAUUAAUUGUAUUUCAAUCUAGGCAAAUAAAUGCGAUGACGACCUAGAUUAACAGCAACCAUUUUUACAAAGUGUUGCAAAAUGUUUAUUUAAUUAAAGGUAUUGAAUAACGAA
Hippocampus zosterae (dwarf seahorse) is the source of this 2094-nucleotide messenger RNA. Its product is annotated as histamine N-methyltransferase-like. The record is from RefSeq and is a predicted model, not a curated record. Gene Ontology annotation, molecular function: N-methyltransferase activity. The transcript is spliced from 7 exons. Bases 132 to 1016 code for a protein of 294 amino acids. Lineage: Eukaryota; Metazoa; Chordata; Actinopteri; Syngnathiformes; Syngnathidae.